AUGCCUGCAGCUGAUAUGCUUAUUAAUGUAUAUUCUUUAGGAAAAUACACGAGAGACAUAAGUGGCGGAGAACUGUUAAUACCUCAUAGGGUCAACGACGACGGUACAUUUCAUUCAUUUGAUCUAUCGCACUUUUACGACUCCGAAGAAGAAAACGGCCGAAAUAAAAGAUCCACGAAAUCGACUCUGCGCUUUGUAUUGUUGUUUCACGGAAGGCGACAUUCGCUCGUUCUCGAACCGUAUCACGAAUUUAUCUCGGGUUCGUUGAGCAUCGAGAGGAGAUCCAUUGCCGAUCCAACUUCGUCUUUCGGAGAUCGAGUGAACUUCGUAAAACCGAGUGAGCAGAGAUGUUACUACAGAGGUGUGAUUGAAAAAAUGACUAAUUCCCGAGCUAUUGUUUCGCUGUGUGACGGUGUAGCAGGUUAUAUCAAUAUUGAUGACGAUACUUACUUUAUUGAACCAUUGUUGAAAGAUACUCCACAUAUUGAUGGCAAAUAUGUUCAUGUUAUCUAUGGUAAAAACAUAGGCAUAAACAGAAAAAAUAAACAUUCACUUACAAACGAUUGUUUCCUCAAAGAUGGUUGGGAAAAAUCUUGGUAUAACCAGUUUUUUCGCGUUCAAAGUAAAGCAGCAGUGGGAACAUCGAAGCUUGAUAAACGUGAAAUAAAUGAGAGAAAUUUCAAGACUCAUAGUUUAUUUUACACCAUUAAAAUUGCAAUAAUUGUUGAUCGUACGUUUUUAGAUUUUCAUACAAACAUUAAUCACGAGCAAUAUCUGCUCACGAUUAUGAGUAUGGUGUCCAAUUUAUAUCGUGAAUCAAGUAUUGGUAAUCGAAUUGAUAUUAUUGUGGAAAGAAUCGUAUACUUGGAAGGUGAAGAAAACGAGCCGAACUUGCAUAUAAGUAGGAAUGCAGAAAAAACUUUGGAAAGUUUUUCCGGGUGGGUUAAAAAGCUGAAUCCUACUGAUCCUCAAAAUCCAAGUCAUUUUAAUGUAGCAGUUUUAGUUACUCGACGUGAUAUUUGCGCCGAAGGAAAUAACUGCGACAUACUUGGAUUAGCAUACGUUGCGGCCGCCUGCGAUCCUGAUAAGGCCGCCUGCAUUAGCGAAGAUUCUGGGCUAUUACUCGGGGUUGUUAUAGCCCACGAAAUUGGUCACACACUCGGAUGCGCUCACGACUCUGAAAAUAUAAGUGGUUGUCCUUCUCAAGACAGCGACGAUAGUUUUUUCGUCAUGUCGCCAAUCGUUUCUAUCAAUACCAUUCGUUGGUCGUUGUGCAGUCGAAAAUUCAUAACAUCAUUUUUUGAAAGUGGACUCGGAGAGUGUUUGCGAAACGAUCCCAACAAUCUACCAAAAAAAUACAAAUAUCCAAAGAUGCUACCUGGUGCAAUAUAUGACGCGAAUUUUCAGUGUCAAAUGGAUUAUGCUAAUUCUACAUUUUGUGAUUUACAAGAAGUAGACUGUGAAAAUUUAUGGUGUAACGUAGGUAAAAAUACAUGUAAGACAAAGUCUCCGCCAGCUGAUGGUACUAAAUGUGCCGAAGGCAAAUGGUGUUUACGGAAGAAAUGUGUUAAAAUCAACUCGAAUAAACAAGCAGUAAAUGGUGGCUGGGGUACUUGGGGUCCAUAUGGAUCAUGUUCUCACAAAUGCGGAGGUGGCAUACAAUUGGCCGAAAGAGAAUGCAACAAUCCGGUACCGAAAAGCGGAGGAAAAUACUGUACCGGAGAGAGAAAAAGAUACAAUGUUUGUAACACACAGAAUAAUUAUUAA
This is a messenger RNA of Trichogramma pretiosum, 1767 nucleotides long. Its product is annotated as A disintegrin and metalloproteinase with thrombospondin motifs 12-like. The transcript is spliced from 12 exons. Lineage: Eukaryota; Metazoa; Arthropoda; Insecta; Hymenoptera; Trichogrammatidae. The record is from RefSeq and is a predicted model, not a curated record. Bases 1 to 1767 code for a protein of 588 amino acids. Gene Ontology annotation, molecular function: metalloendopeptidase activity. Gene Ontology annotation, cellular component: extracellular matrix. Gene Ontology annotation, biological process: proteolysis; extracellular matrix organization.